Messenger RNA from Phytophthora sojae, 530 nucleotides. RefSeq lists its product as hypothetical. The coding region runs from base 6 to 488 and encodes 160 amino acids. The transcript has 6 exons. Gene Ontology annotation, cellular component: endomembrane system; membrane. NCBI's taxonomy places the organism in Eukaryota, Oomycota, Peronosporomycetes, Peronosporales, Peronosporaceae. The record is from RefSeq and is a predicted model, not a curated record.
CGACAAUGGCGGGGCUGGGACGCUUCUUCAUCUUCGGCGUGGCGCUCGUGGUGGCGCUCGUGGCGCUGGCCUGGCCGCAGAUCGAGCAGCAGCUCGUCGCCAGCGGCUACAGCUGCCCGUACCCCUUCUCCAUGCUGCUCACGGGCAAGGGCGCCGAGAAGGAGGCGGCGGCGGAGGCCGAGGGGCUGCCCAAGUACACGCUGGACCAGCUGCGCAUGUACGACGGCUCGGACGAGGAGAAGCCCAUCCUGCUGGCGGUCGGCGGCAAGGUGCUGGACGUGACGUCGGGCGCCAAGUUCUACGCCAAGGGCAAGUCGUACAACCAGUUCGCCGGAACGGCCUGCACGCGUGCGCUGGCUCUGGGUUCGCUUAAGAAGGAGGAUAUCAGCGACGAUACCGCGGACUUCGACGACAAGAAGCUGAAGGAGCUGGACGAGACCAAGGAGUUCUACUACGAGAAGUACCCGAUCGUCGGAGAACUUGCUUAAGAAUGCGGUCGACGCUGCUGCUUUCAACGUGAAAGCACUGCA